This is a messenger RNA of Clavispora lusitaniae ATCC 42720, 1668 nucleotides long. It is a transcript of the gene KIN3, whose product is annotated as serine/threonine protein kinase. Gene Ontology annotation, molecular function: protein kinase activity; ATP binding. NCBI's taxonomy places the organism in Eukaryota, Fungi, Ascomycota, Pichiomycetes, Serinales, Metschnikowiaceae. The record is from RefSeq and is a predicted model, not a curated record. Gene Ontology annotation, biological process: protein phosphorylation.
AUGGGCUCCAUUGAAGACGAAUAUGAGCCAUUAGAAGUGAUUGGAAAAGGAUCGUUUGGUACGGUCCGCAAAGUCCGCCAGAAAGAUAAUGGAAACAUACUUGUUAGGAAAGAAAUAGAGUACACGUCCAUGAAUAAUCAAGAAAAGAACCACAUCAUUUCGGAAUUGCGAAUCCUUCGAGAACUUGAUCAUCCGAACAUCGUGAGGUAUCUCCGACAUGAUCACUUACCAGGGAAAAAGGCCAUUCAUAUUUACCAAGAGUACUGUGACGGAGGCGAUUUGGGGAAGGUCAUCCAAACAUUCAAGAAAAACAAAGAGUCAGUACCCGAAGAGUUUAUAUGGGAAGUGAUGGUUCAAAUGUUACUUGCCCUCCACCGAUGUCAUUACGGAAUCAACGCUAAAAAGGUGAAUUUAUUCACUGGCAGACCGACAGGACCCGAACCAAAAGUGAAUUCAGAAACAGUCAUCAUCCACAGAGAUAUCAAACCAGAUAACAUUUUCCUCCUAGACUCUGGGAAAACCGCCAAAUUGGGGGACUUUGGUCUAGCCAAAAUGUUGACGUCCCAAAAUGAAUUCGCAAAGACAUACGUGGGAACCCCUUAUUACAUGUCCCCAGAAGUUUUGAUGGACAACCCAUAUUCUCCUGUUUGUGACAUAUGGUCUCUUGGAUGUGUCUUAUACGAACUAUGCACUUUACAUCCGCCGUUCCAAGCAUCUACUCAUUUACAACUCCAGGCGAGGAUAAAAACCGGUGAGAUCCCUGAAAUUUCAAGCGCAUACUCGCAACAGCUUCGGAGCAUAAUUUAUGACAGUAUAACUGUCGAUCCCGCAGACAGACCAAGCUGCUACGACUUGCUUGAAAACCUUUCGAUCAAAAUGUUCAGAAAGGAGAUGGAUCUAAAGAAUGCUAACUCAACAUUGAACGAAUUCCAAAAACAAUUAUUGAUAAAAAACGAAGAGCUCAAAAAAAGAGAAAUGGCACUAAGAGCACUCGAGUCCAAGGUUCAAACCCAGCGGGAUGAGCUAGAAGAGGAAUAUGACAAGUUGCAAAUGGAAUGUGCUCGACAAAAGAAAAGCCUAGAAAAUGAGCUUCUUGAUGAGUUUGAGAUGCGCAAGAGGCAAAUGGACCAAGAGGCCAAGGAAAUGCGUCUCAAUUACCAAAGGGAGUUCAAGCAUGUUGUCGAGCAAGAAGUACAACAGAGACUUUCAGAAAUCAUACAAAGACGGGGCACUUUGGACGGAGCAGAAGAACUAAUGAGAAAAAACUCGCAAAACUCAGACACCUCGUCAUCAGCAUCACUGGAGAGAUACCGCACUAAUAUGAAACCCAAGGGUCCCAGAGAGCUUGUCGAAGAGAAAUUAACCUUCCAGCCUCAGAACUUGUAUCAACCACAUACAUACCAACAGCAUUCACCACAACAGGUACUUCAACAUACCACUCAGCAGCAACAACAGCAGUUGAAGCCGCAAAACCGAUUACCGUUGAAGACAAAAAACAACGAGUGGGAAAUGGCCCACCCCAAAUUGCCUCCGUCAAGACCAGUGGGGCCACAAACCACAAGUAGUUACAAAAAACGCAUCACUGACGAAUUCGAAAGAUUGAAUUUGCAGAAAAGAAACAUUCCUGAGUUUGAAGAACGCUACUUACGCCAGAAUAACCGUCACUGA